Populus nigra (black poplar) is the source of this 1392-nucleotide messenger RNA. RefSeq names its product anthocyanidin 3-O-glucoside 2'''-O-xylosyltransferase-like. The record is from RefSeq and is a predicted model, not a curated record. Gene Ontology annotation, molecular function: UDP-glycosyltransferase activity. Lineage: Eukaryota; Viridiplantae; Streptophyta; Magnoliopsida; Malpighiales; Salicaceae. The transcript has a single exon. Bases 1 to 1392 code for a protein of 463 amino acids.
AUGAGCGAUCUCAUCUCCAAGAGGUCAAAUUUUCGCAUUUUAAUGUUCCCCUGGUUUGCUGUUGGUCACUUGACUCCAUUCCUCCACCUAUCAAACAAGCUUGCAGAGAAGGGUUGUACCAUAUCUUUCUUGCUACCCAAUAAAGCCAUUAAACUAUUACAACAUUUCAAUUUAUACCCUGAUCACAUCACUUUCCACCCUGUGAAGGUUCCUCAUGUUGAAGGUCUCCCUCUUGGCACCGAGACUGCCUCCGAUAUUCCUAUUUACUUGACUCAUUUUCUUUGCGUUGCCAUGGACCGCACAAGAGACCAAGUUGAGAAAAUUAUACGGGACCAAAAACCUGAUUUUGUCAUGUAUGAUAUGGCAUAUUGGAUACCAGAAGUGGCCAGGCCCCUUGGGAUCAAGACAAUAAAAUAUUCUGUUGUUUCAGCUGCUGCAAUAGCAAUAGUUCUCGUCCCAGCACGUAAUGUUGUCGAAGGUAAGGCCAUAACUGCGGCUGAAUUAUCAGUGCCGCCUACCGGCUAUCCAUCAACUUCUGUGGUGCUCCGAGGCCACGAAGUGAGUUCAUUGCUCUUUGUAUCACAACCCUACGGCGAGGGGAUAACGUUUUAUGAGAGAGCCUGUACAGGAAUGAAAGGAUGUGAUGCAAUUGCUAUAAGAUCAUGCUAUGAGAUGGAAGAAAAAUUGUGUGAUUAUAUAGGUAGGCAGUAUGGGAAACCAGUUUUUUUAACAGGUCCAGUUUUGCCUGAAUCAGCCAGGACUCCUUUAGAAGACCGUUGGGCUCAAUGGCUAAACCGGUUUGAAGCUGGCUCAGUGGUAUUUUGCUCAUUUGGAAGCCAACUCAUCCUUGAAAAGGAGCAGCUCCAAGAAUUGGUUCUAGGGUUCGAGUCAACAGGUUUGCCGUUUUUAGUGGUUUUAAAGCCACCAGUGGGUUCAUCAACAAUCGGAGAAGCAUUGCCGGAGGGGUUUGAAGAGAGGGUUAAAGGGAGAGGAGUGGUUUGGGGUGGAUGGGUGCAACAAUUGGAGAUUUUAGAUCAUCCAUCAAUAGGGUGUUUUGUGAACACUUGUGGGUUUGGAUCAAUGUGGGAGUCUUUAAUGAGUGAUUGUCAAAUAGUAUUGGUGCCACAUUUGGGUGACCAAAUCUUGAACACAAGGUUAAUGGCUGAAGAGUUGAAGGUGGCUGUAGAGGUGGAAAGAGAUGAGAAAGGGUGGUUUACAAAGGAGAACCUUUGCAAUGCUAUCAAGUGUGUCAUGGAUAAAGAUAGUGAAGUGGGUUCCAUGAUAAAGAAGAAUCACACCGAGUGGAGGAAGCUUUUGAGAAGCGAAGGGUUCAUGAGUAGUUAUAUCGACAAGUUUUUCCAAAACAUGCAAGAACUUGUUGAUCAUAAGUGA